Anopheles moucheti is the source of this 1487-nucleotide messenger RNA. RefSeq lists its product as uncharacterized. Bases 15 to 1487 code for a protein of 490 amino acids. The transcript is spliced from 2 exons. NCBI's taxonomy places the organism in Eukaryota, Metazoa, Arthropoda, Insecta, Diptera, Culicidae. The record is from RefSeq and is a predicted model, not a curated record.
AGACCAGCGGAACGAUGGCGCCAACAACGACAAAGGUACUCUCCGUGUUGUUGCUGCUAGCAAUCGGUGGUGCGGAGUGUAAUCCUUUUUUCGGAAAUAAUUAUGUGCUACCACAAGGAGCACGUCUCGCGAAUGCGGCAAACGCGGUGGUACGCAAUCUGGACGCAGCCCAAACGCAAGUUCGUGCGUAUUUGAUCAAUCCAACAGCGUCGGCAUUUCUGAACGCUGGAGCUACGGCACUGCGGGAGUACGUCGGCAAUACGACGCUUCUGGUGGGACAAAUGUUCCGAGAGGUGGCACAGGUUGCAGUUGAUCGUACCACAGCACCAGCCGUGGUCUUCACGAGGUUAACGCUCGCGGUCCAAGGUGUGUCCCAGUGGAAUCGAAACGUAUCCCAAUCACUCGAAGUGUUCCAGCAGGUGUUUAACUACGAUGGGAACUCCAACACCGCCAGCUACAUGGAGUCGUUGAGAAAUUCGUUCGCCAAGACCGUUCAGGAUCUGUCGGAAGUGUUGGGGCGAUUGGGUGAUGCCGUCCUGCCGAUUGCUGGACAACCGCUAAACACACAACAGUUCUUGGAAGCAGUAUCAGGGAACGGCACCCUUCAGCAGCUUCAGGAUGUAGUGGAAUCGGUCAUACGCCUUUCGUCCGACUAUACCGCGACUAUAACCAACCUGGUGACGGCAGUUCGUGCGGCCAACGACUUCCAGUCCCGACUGUACUCGUUGCUGCGCACUAACCAGGCAACGAUCAACACCAACGUGGAUCGUUACAGCAGCGCAUCAAACACAUCCUUCUACGGUUUCCUAACCGCGGCCGAUUCUCUGUUCACUCAUCUGAAAGACACGAACGAAAGCUUCGUCUUCCGUUGGCCACUUCUCUUCAGCCCAGCCGUGCAGGAUAAGCUAAAUCUGCUCAACCAAUCCAUCGAUCAUCUGACUUGGAACUUGAUGCAGCGCACUGCUACCGUGGCGCAGAAUUUACAGCACACAAGUGCACUCUUCAAAGAGGGCAACAAUCCACUGAGCUACGUGCGUGAUGAAGCCGACCUGUACACUCGCGUCAUGCUGGACGUACUGUACGGUGAAAACUUCUGUGCAACUGGAUUCGUGACGACGUUCAAUGCGUUACCGGCACAGGUAGCGUCGCUCGUAGCAGGAUGUCUAACUGAGCAGACGAACCUGGAGAGUCAAGGUGCGACGCAGCUCGUAUCGCUAGCGAACGGUUUCCUACGGCCCUACGUUACUGCCAUCUACGGACGACUUAAUAUUUGUUUCCAACAGCCGUUCGACAAGAUGACGGAAUGUUUGGACAAUAUUGUUGAUACCAUCGACUUCAGGGGAAAGUUCUUCUUACUCGACCUGGCCAGUCAACUAUUCUUCGAACAGGUACAACAGGAGCUUCCGUCCUGCAACGAUCGACUUCUGGAGUUUGUUCGGAACUCUGGACUACGCGAGGCUUGCCAGAUCGAGAGCUACGCUCCGUAG